Molecule: messenger RNA, 936 nt
Organism: Oppia nitens
Lineage: Eukaryota; Metazoa; Arthropoda; Arachnida; Sarcoptiformes; Oppiidae
Exons: 2
Coding region: 232-936 (234 amino acids)
Source: RefSeq, a predicted model, not a curated record
ACUAACAACACAUAUGAUAUAUGUUUUAUUUAAAAAAAAAAAAUCAAUCAAAAUAAAAUUGGACUAUUUUUUCUAACCUUCCUGUUAACAGUUUAUUAUAAUAAAAUUUUGUAUAAUAAUUAUAUAUUAGGUUUAUAUCAAUUUGUGUCAAUUUGUUUGAUUACAUUGAAUUUUUUUACAACAACAACAACAACAACAAAAUAAUUGAUCGUUAACAAUCACACCAUUUAAAUGGGUAAACGAAGCGCUUCGUAUGCGUUCAAUGGUGGACGAGGAGGUGGAGGACGAGGUGGUGGUGGUAUUCAUUGGGGACCCGAUCGGACACAAAGAUUUCAUACAAGUUUUACAUCAGAAGAAUCGACCAGCGAUUCGGAACAAGAGAUGGAUCAGAAAACACAGAAAAGGAUGCGAAAAAUGUUUAAAAAACAACACAAACGAUGGCUUAAAUGGGGCCGAUUUGGUGGUCAUCACCAGUGGCCAGGAUUUCACGGACAUAUGGGUAGUCAUCAUUGGCCAGGAUUUCCCGGACAUCACACUGUUGGCCCGAGUGGUGGCCAACACUUAACCACAUGCAUACUAUGUUGGCAUCGAAUUAAACCAUUAACCGAUACGGAAGUCCUUGACUGCGGACACAUUUACCAUCGAUUAUGUUUGAAAGAAUUGUUCGAAUUGGCCAUCAGGUCAUCGGACACACCAUUACAAGUGUUUUGUACCCAUUGUAAGGACAAGAUUAACGAUAAUCUUAUAAAUGAGUUUCGCAUUCGUUUGGGUGUUACCGGAGUACCGGCGGCCGGUGAGGACAGUAGUAAUAAUGGUCAGCCGUCGACCAGUUAUCAACAACAGCACCACCAGACUAACAACAGCAACAACCAAGGAAUGUCUGAUUUAGGAUCGACCACACAGUGUAUGGUUGUUGACAUAGUUAAUAGUCCCUAA